UAUCAGUAUCCACAAGAAUACCAGAAUCUUAAUUAAUGUUCACGCUAACAGAAGAGCGAACCCAAUUCCAACGACUUUUGCUUCUCCACUCCCUCCAAAAUUCCAAAACCCAAUCCCAUCAAAACUCAGCUCACGAACCCUCUCCGUCUCACUCUAUAUAUAACCCGUUACCGUUCUCCGUUGAAUCCGUCUUAUAGUCAAACCACAAUGGAGGAAGUGAGUUCGUAUGAAAAGGCAUUGGAUGUCUUGUCCUCUUUUAUUACGCUGCGUAGUCCGGCUGAUAAGGGCAGCAAGUGUUCUCGCUUCGAGUUCGUCUUCGAUUAUAUUAAGAUUCUGGACUUGGAGGAGCCAAUUUCAAAGAUGAAGAUUAUCCACGUAGCUGGCACCAAAGGGAAGGGAUCCACAUGCACUUUUGUAGAAUCAAUAUUGCGUAAUUGCGGCCUCCGCACUGGACUUUUCACGUCUCCACACCUCAUUGAUGUCCGAGAAAGGUUUCGUAUAGAUGGUGUAGACAUCUGUGAAGAGAAAUUUUCAGCACAUUUCUGGUGGUGUUAUGAUAUACUAAAGGAAAAUACAAAUGAGGAUUUACCGAUGCCCUUUUUGUUCUGCUUCUUUACCUUACUUGCACUCAAGAUUUUUACAGCAGAGCAGGUAGAUGUUGUUAUCUUGGAGGUUGGGAUAGGUGGAAGGUUAGAUUCAACAAAUUUGGUUCAGGCACCUAUUGUGUGUGGUAUAUGUUCCCUUGGGUAUGAUCAUGUGGAGAUUCUUGGACAUACUCUGAGACAAAUUGCUGGGGAGAAGGCUGGCAUCUUCAAGCAUGGGGUUCCAGCUUUUACUGUGUCUCAACCUGAUGAAGCAAUGAGUGUUCUUCAAGAAAAGGCUUCUCAAUUGGGUGUACAUCUUGAAGUGGCUCCACCAUUGGAUGCUAACUUGCUGAAUGGUCUAAAACUUGGGCUUGAAGGAGGGCAUCAGUAUCAAAAUGCAGGCCUUGCUGUUGCACUAUGCUAUACUUGGCUUCAUAGGACUGGCCAUCUUGAAAUCACUAACCUGGAACAAACUAGCUCUUUGCCAGAGUCGUUCAUCAAAGGUCUAACAACAGCCAAUUUGCAAGGGCGGGCUCAGAUAGUCCCUGAUCAACAUAUUGACAUUGAGAGCCCUGGAGAUCUAGUGUUCUACUUGGAUGGGGCCCAUACUUCUGAAAGCAUGGAAAUAUGUGCAAGAUGGUUUUCUAUUGCCAUUAAAGAAGACAGCCAGCCACAGGAUAAUUUUAGAGCUUCACAUGAACUGGUACAGAUGCCCCCUGAUGAAAGAUCCAGAAAGAACUCUAUACAAAUACUAUUGUUUAAUUGUAUGUCAGUGCGAGAUCCUCAGCUGCUUCUUCUGCACCUAAUAAAAACAUGUGCCAGUCAUGGUGUCCAUUUCAAGAAGGCACUCUUUGUACCAAAUAUGACGGCAUUUUUCAAGUUUGGUUCCCAUGCUUUGCCACCCACUGAUUCUCAAGUUGAUUUAUCAUGGCAGUUCACUCUUCAAAGAGAAUGGGAGAGCCUCACGCAGGGUAACAAAGUAGGAGGUGAUGCCAAAAGCACAGAUGGUGUUUGUGAAGAAGUAAAAGAUGAUUCAGAACUGAGCACUAAAAGUUGUGAGAAUAGUAUGGUGUUUUCUUCUCUCCCUUUAGCUAUCAAAUGGCUUAGGGACAGUGUAAAACAAAAUCAAUCUAUUUGUUUUCAGGUCCUUGUAACUGGUUCUUUACAUCUUAUGGGCGACAUGUUGAAAUUCGUAAAGAAGUGAGGUGCAGGGCCUCUUGAAGUCCCAUAUAUAUAUAUAUAUAUAUAUUGUGGUCAAUUGAAGCCUAUGGUUGUACUCACUCCAAAGGAAAAAAAAAUUAGUGGAAGAGUUGAGUCAUCUUAACUUUCUAGUGAGUUCUCUCUGAUAUUUAGUGAUCAUUGAUGUGUCAUUGGUCAAUGGUCAUGGCUGCUUGCAAUAUUGUUAAAACUGCUAAUUAUUAAUGUCGGUGUUCUUUGGGCAUGAGAGAUAAGCCCUAUGUCU
Molecule: messenger RNA, 2046 nt
Organism: Quercus robur (English oak)
Lineage: Eukaryota; Viridiplantae; Streptophyta; Magnoliopsida; Fagales; Fagaceae
Product: folylpolyglutamate synthase-like
Exons: 16
Coding region: 208-1788 (526 amino acids)
Biological process (GO): tetrahydrofolylpolyglutamate biosynthetic process
Cellular component (GO): cytosol; cytoplasm; mitochondrion
Molecular function (GO): ATP binding; tetrahydrofolylpolyglutamate synthase activity
Source: RefSeq, a predicted model, not a curated record